CGCAUUCGUUAUCACACACAGCAUUUGCAAAGCCAUAACCGAGCAAGGAAAGCUCAGGCUCAGACCAAGCGAGCGAAGAUGCAAUCCGCAGAAGAGAAGCUCAAGAACGUGGCCAGUUCUACCAAAGAGCAAAUCAACAAAGCCAAAGCCAAAAUCGAAGAGAAGGUGGAGAAAGCGGCGGCGAGGACGCCAGAGGAGAAAGAGAUGGCACAUGAGCGAAGGAAGGCGAGGGAGGCCAAGGCCAAGAUGGAGCUGCACCAUGCCAAGGCGAAGCACGUAGGUGAGAAGUUCGCCACCAAGCAUUCCACCUUGGCAGGCCAUGUCCACGAGCCGGUGACUCACCACACAACAACCCAGCCAGUGGUUGGAGCCCCGGGGCACCAAACCGGGCAUCAGCCCGUCGGGACUGCAGACACAAUGACUGGAACCACCGUCCCGACCUACCCUUUAGGAGGGCACCGACCCCACUCAGGACACACACACAAACAUAUGUAACCAUAGAAACUAGUAGUGUUCUGUGUUUCAAGACUUGCUUUUGCCUAGACAUUAGCCCUUUUUUUUUUUUUUAAGUUCGUUGUGGUUUGUUUUGGGGCUCUUUUUACUAAAAGUGAGCUUAUUUAGAGCACAA
This is a messenger RNA of Rhodamnia argentea, 628 nucleotides long. Its product is annotated as late embryogenesis abundant protein 6. Bases 79 to 495 code for a protein of 138 amino acids. The transcript has 2 exons. Gene Ontology annotation, biological process: embryo development ending in seed dormancy. The record is from RefSeq and is a predicted model, not a curated record. Lineage: Eukaryota; Viridiplantae; Streptophyta; Magnoliopsida; Myrtales; Myrtaceae.